AUGAAGUUCAAUAUCAGUUCAUUGAUGGCUGGAAAAAAAUGCAGAUUACUGCAAUAUAUGGCAGGCAUAGGAGCAAACAUAGGUGUAAUCAGCACCUAUAUGCACUACGGCUGGACUUCACCUUACAUACCAGUUCUCCAAAGUGGUAACUAUACUUUCGAAAUAACAAGCGAUGAAGCAUCAUGGUUGACUGUCGUGAUACUAGCUGGAGCUAUACUUGGAGCCAUAGUAUCAAGCUUUGCAGUUAAGUUUCUUGGCCAGAAAUUCCUGAUAGUGUUUUCAUCAAUACCUCUAUUUAUUUCCUGGAUAUCGAUUGCCGUAGCUAGAUCAAUCGUCCUCUUGUUCAUUGGAAGAUUUUUGGCAGGCUUUGCCGAUGGCCUUUUCUUCACGAUAGUACCUAUGUACCUCUCGGAAAUAGCAGAUCCUGACAUAAGAGGAAUACUGUCCUCACUAUUUCCAGUCUUCUCAGUUGUUGGAUUGCUUCUGAUGAGCAUACUUGGAGCCUAUUUACCGAUCGAUACUGUUGGUUACAUUGGAACACUGUUGCCCAUCCUACUAUUCUUAACAUUUUCCUGGAUGCCUGAAAGUCCUUACUACUUUGUGUCCAAAGGUGAAAUAGAAGAUGCCAGAAGAAGUCUGCAGAAGCUUCGCGCGAAAGAUGAUGUUAAUGAAGAAUUAGAGAGGAUUUCUGAAGGGAUGAGGCAACAGAACGACAACAAGAGUUCUGCAUUCGACUUGGUAUUGGUCAAGAGUAAUAGAAGAGCGCUGAUUAUUACACUAGGCUUGAGAGGAAUACAACAAUUGAGUGGUGCCCCUGUCAUAAUUUUCUACUGUGAAACCAUAUUUCAAGAAUCAGGAGGAGCUAUAUCGUCUGAAGUAGCAGCCAUGAUAUAUUUCUCUGUUCAACUCCUGUCUGCUGCAAUUUCAUCAUAUAUUGUUGAUACAACAGGAAGGCGGCCACUUCUGAUACUAUCAACAUUUGGAGCCUCACUGGCUCUAUUCGUCCUAGCAUCAUAUUUUUACAUGAAGAUCAAUAUAGGAGUCGAUAUUACUCAAUUUAGCUAUGUUCCAGUGAUUGCUUUAUUAUGUUUUGUUAUAGUAUAUAGUAUUGGAUUACAAAAUAUUCCACUCGUUAUGAUGGGUGAAAUUUUCGCGACUAACGUCAAAGCCACUGCACUUGGUUUGAUGGAUAUUUACUAUGGAAUUUUAGUCACCCUUACAUCCAAAUUCUUCCACUGGACCAAUGAAGAAUAUGGAAUGCAUGUUCCAUUUCUCAUUUUUGCUAGUUGCUGUUUAAUCGGAGUGAUUUUCAUAGUUCUCUGUGUGCCUGAAACCAAAGGAAAAUCUCUAGAGGAGAUACAAAUACAACUCCGGGAUGGCAAACCAGUAGCGAAAGAAUUGGAUAUGGAACUGAGUUAG
Molecule: messenger RNA, 1419 nt
Organism: Phaedon cochleariae (mustard beetle)
Lineage: Eukaryota; Metazoa; Arthropoda; Insecta; Coleoptera; Chrysomelidae
Source: the annotation of a GenBank genome assembly